UCGCUCUCUUCGUCUCGCUUUCUCUCUUUCUUUCCCUGUUCCUUCGCACGCGCGCGCGACCGCGCCAAAAAGCAAUGGCGUUUUUGCGAAGCGUGUCGCGGCGAUGCUGCGCCGGCAAAAAGCUGGCCAAAUGCGGCGCGUCGCCGAUGCCCGUGGUCGGCCUCCUGGAGAACGCGGCGGCGACGAGGACACCGUCCCUGCGGCUGGUUACACAGGUGCGCGACACGCGCUGCUACGCCACCGCCACCGCCGCCACCACCGCCGCUGACGUCAAGCGGCAGCCGCCGGCGCCGCCUCGGCAGAUCGACCCGCUCGAUUUGAAGUUUAACGACCCGAUCGCCGCGUUCAAGAGCAAGACCACCAUGGAGCUGAUACGUGCCUACCUGGUGUACCAAAUGUGCUCCAUCGAGUACGUCGUGGAGAACAAUAUGAAGUUCAUGAAACUGGCCAAGGCGAUGCUGGGCGAGUCGCUAUUUUCGAGGCUCAUGAAGGCGACGUUCUACGGCCACUUUGUCGCCGGCGAGGACGAGGUACAGAUCACGCCCGUCCUGGACAGGCUGCGACAGUUCGGCGUCAAGCCGAUCCUCGACUAUUCCGUCGAGGAGGACAUCUCGCAGGAGGAGGCCGAGCGUCGCGAGCUCCAGGCCUCGGUGUCGGAAGCUGGCGACGAGAAGAGGGAGGGCCCGCUGAAGAAGUACCAUGUAGAAAAGUCGUUCGCCGACCGGCGGUACAAGGUGUCGUCGGCCAGGACGUAUUUCUACCUGAAUGAGGCGUCGUGCGAGCGAAACAUGGACAUAUUUAUCAGAUGUCUGGAGGCCGUGGCGGGUGAGUCGCUUCUUCAGUUUCCUCCCACCCACGGGCUGCUCCCGUCCUCCUGCUCCUCGUAUACCCUCGUCCAGUUUCACGUUGCGGAGCGCACCGGUGCUGCGUGCGUCGCGACGCAGCAAUCAACUGCAAAGAAAACCGAUUUGCAACCGGAACGUUGCGCGCUCGUUGAUGAGCAAUCAGACGCGAGCGGUACGCGUUAAAUUAAUUAAUACGUUAGCUGCUAUGUGGGUUCUCACUGCUUCGAUGCUCGACUGAAGGCGCGGUCAUGAAGAAUGCACAGCGGAUCCGUGCGAGCGAUGACACGCGUGUUCGUUAGCGCGUCUCGUUGGCUCCCUGUCGCGCUGAAUCGCUCGCUUUCUGCGCAUAGAUGAAUGAGACCCUGCGGCGAUUUACAACGUCAGCAUGAAGCUGAGACCGGCGCAUGGCAGUCAACGCGUUAACGCAACGACGAAGAAAGAGAGCAACAUUCAGAACCCGCUCUAUAUCUGCCCUCUUCGGGUCAGAGCUAAGAUUGCCAGAUGCGAAAUGACUAUUUCCGGGACAUCUUUUUAGAUGACGGUGAAUUGACAAUUGAAAAAUAGGUUGUUGGAGAAUUUUAGUUAAAUUUGAGAGAUAGAGGGAUAAGACGGCUAAUGCCCGGUUUCUUCAUACCUUCCAAUAGCUAUCUUCCAGAUAAAGAUAUCCGUCAGAUAAUUAAAAAUUCGUUUUCUUCAGUGAAAUCUCCGGUUACGUAUCUAA
Harpegnathos saltator (Jerdon's jumping ant) is the source of this 1566-nucleotide messenger RNA. Its product is annotated as proline dehydrogenase 1, mitochondrial-like. Bases 75 to 1028 code for a protein of 317 amino acids. Gene Ontology annotation, cellular component: mitochondrion. Lineage: Eukaryota; Metazoa; Arthropoda; Insecta; Hymenoptera; Formicidae. The transcript is spliced from 3 exons. The record is from RefSeq and is a predicted model, not a curated record. Gene Ontology annotation, molecular function: proline dehydrogenase activity; FAD binding.